Molecule: messenger RNA, 731 nt
Organism: Paramecium octaurelia
Lineage: Eukaryota; Ciliophora; Oligohymenophorea; Peniculida; Parameciidae
Source: the annotation of a GenBank genome assembly
AUGUCGAGGUUUUCCUUUACAAAUAAAAAUAGUCGAUGUUAUGCAGAAGUAAGGAUUCAUGACAGCUUUCUGAUUACUGAUUAUCAAAUUAUAAAAUAGGUUAAGAAAUGUUCUUCUAGUUAUGAGACGGUGGAUGGCAUAGGUAUGAUGAUAUAUUCAAGGAAAAGUGAGAAGUGAUUUAAUUGAAUAAGUGGAGAGUGGCUUAGAGCAGAGAAUAAGAACAAACGAUGGAAAGUAUGCAUGGGAAGAAUUAGAAAUUUAAAAAUAAUUCUGAUGCAUUUUCUCUACAGUAUCAAUUUGUGGCUGGAUAUGGAAUAAUCUGGUAUAUUAAAAUUAAAGAGGAUAGAUAAACACUGGUGAGAAUGUAUAUGAAAAAGAUGAUGACAUCGUGCAUGGAUCUUGGUGGAGAUGAAGUUUGGAUUUUCUUAUUCUGGAAAGCAUGUUAAAUAGGAAUAUUAUUCUUCAUUAGGGGUUCAAUAUUACGUUUUGUUAAUUUUGUAAGUGACUCUUUAAUAAAUAGAAGGAUGUACUUAGCCAUUAAUACAAAGAGAGCGUAAACCUUGCGAUAAAGAAGACCGUUCAUACAAUUUAUUGAUUCAGUCAUGUAAGUAAUAAAAAAAAUGAAAAUGUACAACAGUUUAUAAACCCCCAUUUAAAUAAAAUAUUAUUUCCGUAUUUUAAAAGGAUUACAAUAUUAUUAUCAUAAUUAAUUAUAUUAAAAAGCAUAUUGA